Messenger RNA from Ornithodoros turicata, 999 nucleotides. Its product is annotated as dnaJ homolog subfamily C member 8-like. Gene Ontology annotation, cellular component: nucleus. The record is from RefSeq and is a predicted model, not a curated record. Bases 17 to 769 code for a protein of 250 amino acids. Lineage: Eukaryota; Metazoa; Arthropoda; Arachnida; Ixodida; Argasidae. The transcript is spliced from 9 exons.
AGUUUUAGCGUUCAAUAUGUUAUUUUUCAAAAUGGCGAAUUUAGGAGAGCAAACAUCAAGCGCAGUUCCUGAUGAGACUAUACUCAAUAGUUUUCUCACUGAGGUCAAAGAAAUCGAGAAAAGGGACUCAGUUUUAACACCGAAACAACAGAUUGACCGUCUGCUCAGACCUGGUUCAACAUACUUCAACUUAAACCCAUUUGAGGUGUUACAAGUUGACCCAGAGGCUCCCCUCGAAGAAAUAAAGAAACAGUAUCGAAGACUUUCGAUUCUGGUCCACCCGGACAAAAACCCAGACGACAGGGAACGUGCGCAGAAGGCCUUUGACUUUCUGAACAAAGCGCACAAAAGCCUGGAGGAUGAAACUCAGAGGAAGAAGGCACUCGAAAUCGUCGAAGAGGCGCAGGGUCGCACGGCACUUAUGAUUGAAGAGAAACGAAAGAAGAACCGAAAAGCCGGGAAGGGCGACAAGGUAGAAGAGGAUGAUCCCGUCAAGCUCAAGCACGCAGUGUACGUGAUGACGAUGAAACUGUUUGCGGACAUGGAGCGUAAGCGUCGACAGCAGGAAGACAGGGAUCAGGAGGAGAGGAAACGGAAGCGUGAAGCAGAACUCGAGGAGAUCGAAAAGCAAAAGAUGGAAAAAGAAUGGCAAAAAAAUUAUGAGGAGAGUCGGGAAAACCGCGUCACAAGUUGGAAGUCCUUUCAGACGGGCAAGGGCAAGAAGAGCAAACUGUACAGGCCGCCCAAGACCAAAGCUGAGACACGUUGAAUCCAUCACCAACAUCAUACAGAUCCUCAAACCCACAUAAAAAAAAAAAAACACCCUCGACGUUUCCUUGCACCGGCCGCAACGACCCACGCGAUACCGUUUCAGUUUCGGGAGGGAGAAAUGGGGCGCGACCUAGUUUUUUUUUUCUCUUCUUUUCUCGUAGCGAGGCGUGUGGUAUUGUGCGAAGCAGAGGUGUGACGGGAGACGGGAAUAAAUGUUGCGUCCUUUUA